Lactuca virosa is the source of this 1112-nucleotide messenger RNA. The record is from the annotation of a GenBank genome assembly. Lineage: Eukaryota; Viridiplantae; Streptophyta; Magnoliopsida; Asterales; Asteraceae.
CUGCUACAUAUAUGUACGUGCACCUCCGUCUUUGGUGUUACACGAUACGAAGAAAUUUAAAGAGCUUGUACUUGUAAGUUGUAACGAUUGAAAAUGGCUAAGAUUCCGAUGAGGUUCAAGAGAAUAACAGCUGCAUUCGACGACGAUGCUAGGGCACGGUUGUGCCAGAGCAGCGGAAGUGAGCAUUCCGAUCAGAACUCCGUGACGGACCUUUCAGAUCUAGUUGACUCGUUCUUCGAGGCAGAAACCGAUGAUCGAGGUAAAUCCUGCUGUGAAAUUAAGGUUAGAGAUCGUCUGGAGGAGUCAGAGGAUCAGGAGGUGGAGAAUUUUUAUGGUACAGAUUCGGAGACGAAGGAAAUGCUGAUCGAUCUGAUCGGUGAUGGUACGGACGACGAAGAUGACUGCGUGAAGCGUGCGAUUCGUUCCGAGGUAGAAAUAGCGUGCGGGAAUUUUAAAAUUACUUCAUCAGAGGGUUUUAAGAGGCAUCUGAUGACUCUACUUCGACAGCGAGGGUUUGAUACUGGUCUAUGUAAGUCCAGAUGGGAGAAAACCGGACGGCAUCCCGCCGGAGAAUAUGAAUACAUUGACGUUCUGUUUUCCGGCAACCGUUACAUUGUCGAAUUAUCACUCGGAUCCGAAUUCACAAUCGCGCGACCGACUAAAACCUACCAAUCGCUGCUGGAAAUAAUACCUAAAAUCACAGUAAUCAAACCGAACGAACUAAAGAAGAUGAUAAGACUAAUGUGCGCUGCGAUGAGAGCUUCUUUGAAAACGAGAGAGAUGAUGAUUUCACCAUGGAGGAAAAACGGGUACAUGCAGUCGAAAUGGUUCGGAUCCUAUAAACGAACAACGAGCGCCAUUUCGUCGAGGUCAACAAUGGUAGCGGCGUACGGCGACGGCGAGUUUAACGGGCAGAGUUUUUUAGGGUUUGAGUAUUCACCGGCGGCGGCCAUUGUUGGUAGUGGUUAUUGCAGGAAGGAGGUUGAGAAAAUGCAUGUUGUUGGUAAUCUGAAGACGUUGAUGCUCAAUGGCAUGUCAUAGUAAUUACGAUGUAAAUCGGAGGGCGUAAUCGUAAAUAAUUAUAGAUAAUGGACUGAGUCAUAAUUGUAGAC